AAGACUUUCUACAUCUAAAUCCAAACUCUCUCUCUCUCUCUCUCUCUCUUCACACAUCAAACUGUUCACUACAUUUGAUUCUUGAAAUGUAGUAUGAACUGAUCAAGACAAAGCUUCAGAUGAUGAAUCUAGGUCUUAUACACAUGUUUAGAUAGUUACACUGUGGCGUAUUUAUACAGGUACAUCGAUGUCGACGAGUUAUAGUCCUUCGAGAAGCCCAGCGAGCUCGAGAUUUCUGUUGGGUGGUGUUGGUGCAGCAUCGAGGCUGAGAUCUUCGUCGCUCAAGAAGCAGCCGGAGCCUCUCCGCCGUGCUGUCGCCGACUGCCUGUCAUCUUCGACCACAUCCCAACAUUCAACCUCCUCGGCUCUUGCCUCAGAACCUUCGCGGACUCUCCGGGACUAUCUGGCAGCACAUAAAACAACUGAUUUGGCUUACAGUGUGAUUCUAGAGCAUACACUUGCUGAAAGAGAGCGCAGCCCAGCAGUAGUUGCAAGGUGUGUCGCGCUCUUGAGACGGUUCCUUUUGCGAUAUAAACCGAGCGAGGAAACAUUACAACAGAUUGAUCGGUUUUGCAUUAACAUAAUUGCUGAGUGUGAGACUAGUCCAAACCGAAAAUCGUUACCAUGGUCACGAUCUUUGAGUCAACAAUCUGCGGUGUCACCAGCAUCAACGAAUACAUCUCCUUUACCUGUGUCAAGUUUUGCAUCGGGAGCACUUGUCAAGUCAUUAAUUUAUGUCCGUUCUCUAGUGGCUCAACAUAUUCCAAAGCGGUCAUUUCAACCAGCAUCUUUUGCUGGAGCCCCACCCACAUCAAGACAAUCACUUCCAACAUUAUCAUCUUUGUUGAGCAGGUCCUUCAACUCCCAAUUAAGCCCUGCAAAUGUUAAAGAAUCUACAGAGAACAAAGAGAAAUCUGCUAUAUCUGUAUUAGACUCUUCAAUUCCUGAAGAAAUAGAUGGACCAGAGGAUCUUGAUUUCAUAGCCCCGGAUGUUAUCAAAUGGCGCUGGUGUGGAGACCAACAAUCAUCAUUGCUUUCACUGGAAAGUGAUCGUGUUCUGAAUUCCCAAGACAUGAGUAAACAUAAUUUCCUCGAAGUAGGUGCGGCAGCUCUUCUUAUAGGGGACAUGGAAGCUAGAAUGAAGGGUGAACCUUGGCGAAUUUUUGGGACUUCUGAUAUGCGUUAUCUUGAUCAACUGCUGCAGCCUUCAUUGCUCACAACUGUCACCAAUUCAGCCUCUGCUCGUGCCCACUUGAGAGCCAUAACAGCAUCUAAGCGCUCUAAACCAGGCGCCAAUCAAAUUUGGGAAGAUUCACCUGUGGGUACCUUCCGACCACGUACUCGACAACUUUUCCAAUACCGUCAUUACAG
This is a messenger RNA of Ilex paraguariensis (yerba mate), 1371 nucleotides long. NCBI's taxonomy places the organism in Eukaryota, Viridiplantae, Streptophyta, Magnoliopsida, Aquifoliales, Aquifoliaceae. The record is from the annotation of a GenBank genome assembly.